Molecule: messenger RNA, 3507 nt
Organism: Fusarium odoratissimum NRRL 54006
Lineage: Eukaryota; Fungi; Ascomycota; Sordariomycetes; Hypocreales; Nectriaceae
Exons: 2
Coding region: 1346-2542 (398 amino acids)
Source: RefSeq, a predicted model, not a curated record
CGUGGGACCACUCUGCUCUUCUUGUGAAGGUUUCCUCAUUACUAAGUAGUAGGGGUAGGAAAUGAGAGUAUGGAAAGGCCCUUGGAGUGGUGCAAUGUCAACCGGACACGAACCAUGCAGUCAGGGCAUGGCCCAACACAUGAGUAGCUGAACAGGGUCUCAAGAAGGAAGAUCAACCCUUCUCUUCAAACAAGGGCGAGGGCUGAUAUUGAGGUUGAACCUGUCAUCCCCGGAUCGUGUGUGUUAUGUGAGCCCAUGUCAAGUUGUGCUUAUAUCUGUGUUAGUGUCUGUUGGCCCGAGGACCGAUGUAUGACAGACAGACACUCUUGGCCGUCACGUCUCAACUUCACAACUCACACACUGUCCACUUUAAGCCGAUUUCGCUACCCUUUGUUCUUUUCUGCCAUGCUAUUUGCCCUACGCUGGGACCUCGAUCUUUCGUAGUGUCUGACCAAAAACGACUCAAAGGCAUCAUCGUUCUCAGAACUAUCUCGAAACCGCCGGGCAACCAGCGAAGAGCUCGGCGCCGCUGACACAAAGGACGAGACCUAGCCCAGCAAUGAUCUUCAUUGCCCAGAGAUCGGUAUUCCCGACGACGGAGUAGUAUCGACGCUAUAAUAUUUGAUUUGUGCUUGUCACCUGGACAACUUUGGCACUGGCUAGAUGGUUCAUCGAUGUGGCGUUUAUAUGCUCAACACCAACCGCUUUCGGAUAUCUUGAAUUCCAGUCCAUCUCUUAACUACCUGCAACCACCAUCAUCGCACGAUUUUCAAUAUUUUCGACUUGUUUUUGUCUUUUCAACGUGAAGGAACUCAUCAAUCUGCUUCAGAGGCUUUGAUAUUUGUCUUUACUAUCUCGACGAGUUGUCAAGAAUUCGCUUUACAGCUCUUACAACCUUGGGCUCUUACAACCUUGGGCUCUCACUUACACUUCGUUUCACGGAACUAUUUUUUUCUUCUUUUUCGAUACCUUCGUUGUCUUACCAAUCAAUUUAUGGGACGACUCAGAAUUGUCUCUCUUUGCCCCUACCUGCCAGGGGAGACCAUCAAAGACACUUUCACGUCAUAAAACCUUUAGUGUUCUGUCAUACUUGGUCCCCAGUUCGCACACACUCAUGAGACUGACCACGAGGAGCUGAGCUGAUAAGGCACCAUCUUGGUAACAAAAUAUUGGCAUAUUGGCCACACAAACCUUGGCCACGCCACGCGCGCCGCCGCUCUCAGUCCGGGCUCUUAUAUUGUAACGCCCCCAGAACAGCCCUCCAUCCACUCUGCCUCUAGACCACGACCAUAACCCCAGACACGAGCCUUCGGGCUACCUACACUGAAGAUUGUCACUUGUCACCAUGGCUGCUUUGCUGCCUCAACCAAUUCAUACAGCCACUUCGUCGCCUUGGCCUUCACGAACAUCAUCACUGUCCAUGUCGCCACGGAUGGAGACAUGUCGUGCUUCAGUCACAGAGACUAACUCGCCAGAAUGGCUUCCCCAGGCUCUGUCAGAGACUCUACAUGUCCUGCCUUACACUUCCACCGAGUGGGCAAAGGUGAUUUCGGAUGUCAAGAGAGAAUAUCUCAACCGCCGUUAUCGUCCUUGUGCAACCCGCUGCAGUGAAAUCCUGGACAAUCUCAAAGAUUUCAGCAUCGUUGAGCCAGCAUAUCUCAUAUAUCUUCACUUUUACGCAGCCAACUCACAAGAGAUGCUUGCUCGUGCACUUCAUCAGGCCGCCCCAGCACGAACCACACUCCUCAACCAGGCUCGUGACCAUUAUCAACGUGCCUCAACACUCAUCAAUGCUGCAGACUCAACAGUUGGUCCAGCAUUACUGAGAAGACCGUCUGGCACUACUACAACACUGCCAAGCCUCCACUCUGCCGAUAGCUCUGUGAGCUCCCACGUAUCGUCAACAUGGACUUCGUCUCACGGUAUAUCUCCGGCAUCAUCUAUCUCAUCGAUUCAAAGCGUGCCCACUUCCAAGCGUAAGAAGAAGCGAGUGACUUUCAGCGAUGUGCCCGUGGAGCUUCUCGAACGUCCGGACUCACCAACGCUUGGCCUAGGCAGCUUUUUAGGACCUGCUCGUUCAAUAUCCCCAGAGCUUUCUGCGGGAGAUUCUUCUGCUGUGCUAGUACCUCUGCGGUCAUUGACUCAGGCGCCUCGGUCAAUCCUCACUCCGCGCUCAGCACAAAACGAGGUCUCCCCUUCUACAGACGCAGAGCUUGAUCCCUUCCGCCAUGCUCGCUCUGUUCACCGCUACAGUGCCCUCCUCACGAGCCUGCAGCGCCAAGUCUUUCGACACCUCAACUUCAUCGAGACAGAGCUCGGCCAACAGCACACUACCCCCCCGUAUGAAGACACACCCCCGUCGCCUACCACUGUGAACAUGGUCACUUCUGUGUCCGCUACGCCGAACGCUGACAAGACGCGUUCACCGGAGCUACAGGCACGGAUAGAGCGACUCCGUGCAAAAGGCUGGGAACGCAAGCGAUUCGACGCGCGUCGGUAUGCCGAACUUCGCGAGAGUGCUUCGGCAGACAUGAACGACUAAACUAUACUCAUUGCAGUCGCCAAUCGGUUAUACUUUGUCGACCCAAUGUUUAUGAGAAUGAAAGUGGACGGAUGCUCCUUUCAUCAUGUAUGUAUGCUUAUGAGAUGUAAAUGAUAUCACGAGGAGAGAUCAUGCAACAGGUUCCAAGGAUACGCUUGGCGCGUGGUUCGGGAUAGAAUAAUGAUGGUCACUUGUAUUAGCACACCAAAGACUGGAUCUUUAGCUUGUUAGGACAGAGAAGUCAGGGGAAGACCACACAAGAUUGUUGGUCAACUGGGAGGCUACCGAAUAUAGAGCAUUUAUCUACUCUGCACUAUGAUCUGAGUGAAAAACAUGGAAUUCGCUUGGGUUAACGGAGGCAUUCAAUUCCCAUUUUUUUAGACCCAAAGAAUAUUUCCGAAACCAAAAAACAACGCUUUCAACCCAAGGAGUCGCAUCACCCUUUGCGACCAAUUCUGACUCGUCUUUCCCAUCCGUGCUAUUGCCCUUCUUUCGUGCAUCUUGCGAGGACUCAGGUUGCCAUUCAUCUCGGCAUUAUACUAAGGUCGCCCACCGUGGUGCUGUCCAAUAUAUGUGAACAUGUCUGCAAUUGAUUGGAAUCCUCGAUAUAUUUAUUAAGCCUGGAAACUUCGACGCUUGGCAUCCUUUUCGACCUCUUGAGUGACACGGAGAACUUCUUUCUCCUCCUUGUCGUCGGCGAGCUUUGCUCUGGCGACCUCGGAGAAGAUAGCUGAAAGAUCCGAGUUCUCCGGGUCCUCCUCCAUAGCCUUGAGCUUCUCGAUACGUGCUUGGAGCUUGAUCUUCUCGAUGAUGCGCCUGAAUCGGCUUCUGGCGCGGAAAGACUUGAUCUCGGGCAACAAGUUGUAGUCGGUAGCGUUCUUUCCGGUGAGCCAGAUAUGACCCAAAGCUUCCUGUAUCGCGAAGUUAGCUCAAGCAUUUCCGCUCGUGACGACAGUGAUGUUCUA